This is a messenger RNA of Selaginella moellendorffii, 1314 nucleotides long. RefSeq names its product dr1-associated corepressor. Gene Ontology annotation, cellular component: nucleus. Gene Ontology annotation, biological process: regulation of DNA-templated transcription. The transcript is spliced from 6 exons. Bases 244 to 1086 code for a protein of 280 amino acids. The record is from RefSeq and is a predicted model, not a curated record. Lineage: Eukaryota; Viridiplantae; Streptophyta; Lycopodiopsida; Selaginellales; Selaginellaceae. Gene Ontology annotation, molecular function: protein heterodimerization activity.
AACGGGAGCUAGGGUUAGGGUUUGGGCGAUGAUUCUUCGUGUUCUUCGUGUUCUUUGUUUGGCCGUGCUGGGGACGCCGGGGGUGUGAUCCACGCAUUGGGCGAGAGAGCUGCCGCAAAGAGGUUCUUUGUCACUAGUUUAAGCACAGCUUUUUGGUCGCGAAGAUGAGGAAGAAGCUCGACACACGCUUCCCUGCGGGCUCGUUUGUUUCCUUUUGUUGCUCAGGCAAGGAUAAAGAAGAUAAUGCAAGCAGACGAGGAAGUUGGGAAGAUCGCUCUUGCGACUCCUGUGCUGAUCUCAAAGGCUCUGGAGCUUUUCUUACAAGACCUUUGUGACAAGACGUAUGAAAUAACUCUGGGGAGGGGGGCCAAGACGAUGAGUUCUUCUCAUUUGAAGCAAUGUGUCCAAACUAAUAGCGUAUUUGAUUUUCUUCGUGAAAUAGUUUCCAAGGUUCCAGACAUGGGCUCUGACACCGCGGACGAGAGAAAUGGUAGCCGCCGAAGGAAAAUCUCGGACGGAGAUGACAAUGGCUCGGAAGAAGAGGAAGUCAAGAGACCAAAAUCGGAGUCCACUACAGCAGGAAGGGGUAGAGGCAGGGGCCGAGGCAGGGGGAGAGGUAGGAACGGAACCUCUGGCGGUAGAGGCGACGUGGUUCCGGAGAGGUUAGAAAUACCAGCAGCUCACCACAAAUCUGACGACGCGGAUGCGGACAUGGAUAACGAUGGUAGCACCGAUACUGAUAGCAACAUAGGGAGCCCCAAGACGACGACGUCGAUCACCACAACAUCAACUUCGACUAAACAGGGACAGGGACAAGCGCAGGUUGGGAAGUCACAGCCCCGGGACUUUGAUCUUAACAUGGGGCUGGACGAGAACGGGGACAUAGCAGGGUGUAGCGACGUGAAGAAGGAGAAAGAGGCAGUAGCAGCGGGUGUAGAGAAAGAGGAGGCGGCGGCGGCGGAGGAGGAGGAAGAGUGGCCGCAAAUACCAUCGGACAAGAUGAGGUUAGGACUGUUAGAUUUGCACACCGAGAGGGGCCACGAGGAAGAAGACGACUACGACUGUGAAGAUGACGACGAUGGCUGAGAGCAGUGGCGGUGUUUGUAAGAAGUCCAGACUUCUUCAAGGCAAAGCUUUGGAGGUAAAGAAGUAAAAAAACGAGCUUGUACAUUAAUCCUGACUGAAGGACUUUGACACGGAGAGGGAAGGACGAAAACCAAGGCUCUUUUUGUAAAUAUUUAGCUGUUUCUAGAGACAAGCUUGAAAAAAAAAAUGAUAGUUUUUUUCCUCUUAAAAAAAACAUGAUGUUUUUUC